This is a messenger RNA of Lytechinus pictus (painted urchin), 5823 nucleotides long. RefSeq lists its product as uncharacterized. The transcript is spliced from 3 exons. The coding region runs from base 106 to 627 and encodes 173 amino acids. Gene Ontology annotation, cellular component: Golgi apparatus; ciliary membrane. The record is from RefSeq and is a predicted model, not a curated record. Gene Ontology annotation, biological process: negative regulation of smoothened signaling pathway. NCBI's taxonomy places the organism in Eukaryota, Metazoa, Echinodermata, Echinoidea, Temnopleuroida, Toxopneustidae.
GUUGUCGUUAUGAUCGUGAUCGAGGCCGACCGAGGACAUCUAACGUUACACAAACUAUCAUUUCAUGGCCGUUGACGUUGACGUUGUACACAAUAACCUGUGGUGAUGGAUAAGAUUAUGGUAGCAACGGGAUUCCUAUUUUUUGCCGCAGAUGUACUGGCACUUACAAGUGUAUUCAACCCAGUUUGGGUAGUAUCUCAUGCUCGUGGAUCAGGAGCUAUGACAAUGGGCCUUAUCUCACAGUGCCUGACCAUCUUUGGGAGGGAUACAGUAUGCAUCUCUCCUAAUCUCUGCCCAGCCUGGCAGAUCACCCUCUUUUUCAUUGUGUGUGCCAUCAUCUGUCUGACAAUCACCUGCAUUAUGUUUGCCUACUCCACAAGAAGAAUCACCAUGCUGGAUCAUGCAAGAUGGUUCUCAUUUGCAGCAAUUAUUCUAUUGUGCCUAGCAGCCAUCAUAUUCCCCAUUGGCUUCUACGUGGAUGAAAUCGGAGGUGAACCAUACAAACUCCCGAGCACCGUUUCUGUAGGGUCGUCUUAUGUGAUAUUCCUCAUCUCCAUUGUUCUCACGGUCAUCUCUGAGCUCCUAGCAGGCAAGCUUUGUGCUCCUCUCUUUGUCGUUAGAGGAUAGUGGAUGGAUUAUUUGAAUUCUCCGACAUUGUAUCUGAACUACUUUUAUCAUUAUUUAUUUUAUCGCUGGAAUCAGGGUGCUACAUAAGCACUUGCCCGAUUGCCCGGGGCAAGUAAAAGUUAGAAUUGGGCAAGUGUUUUGAAGUAAAGACCAAAACUACUUGCCCCCAUUGGGCAAGCAAAAUUCUCACAGUAAAAUGACAUAAAUUAGGGUCGAUAUGAUAUGAUAUUGACCCUAAUUUUGGUCAAAGCAGGCAAGAUAAAAUCACUUUUGAAAAAGAAAUGCAAUAACAAGGUAGAUCAGUUCAUGUCAAAAGAGAGAAAAGGUCAAUGGUUUAUAAAACCGCAAUAUGUGUAGGCCUACUUUCUUUUGAAGAAGUGAAACUUUUUCAGGAUUUUUUUUUAGGCAAGUGAAUUAGAUUUUUGGGCAAGUAUAUUACAACUAUUUAAAAGUUUACUUGCCCGACUGGGCAAGUGCUUCUAAAAAGUUACGUAGCACCCUGGCUGAAAUACUCCCCAGGGAGUGGAUAAUGGACAUACAUUGUAUACAUGCAGGGAAUACUGAUGAGUCACAACAAUAAUAAUCAAAGGCUUUAUUAUUGAAGCCUCUUAUUAAUGAUUGGAUUAUUAUCAUAUAUCUAAAUUGUCUUUUAUGAUCAUUUAAUUCUGUCAUACUCGUUGGCAGUUUUGAAAACUGUAUCAUGUAUGGAGAUCAUGAUGAUGUGUUAAGAAAGCCAGUGGGUGUUUCAUACAGCUGUUUGAAAAGUUACAUGUGUCUUGAUGAUCGACUUGGAACAUGUUCUUCGGUAGUUAGUCAUACUAUUUAGCGCAAAGAAGGGUCACCAGUCAUAUGUACAUGUAAAGUAGUUUGGAACAGCUUUCUAUGAAUCACCCGCCUGUUAUGUGCCUCCGUUUUACCUCUAAGUGAAAGUUUGUGAAACUCAUAUUUGAAAUUAUGCAUUAUCAAGAUAGGAUGUGAUUUUUUCUUUGAAAAUGUAAUAAAAGAGGCUGCUGAGAUCGUGAGUCAUAGGGCUGAACAACUCAUAUCUUCAGGGGGGUGUGUUCAUGACUGGCAAUCCAUUAUUUCUUGUGCUAAUCAGAUUCUCAAUACUUUAUACUCCACCAGCUAAAGUUGAAAUCUGAUCUUUGGAUUAAAUUCUUGUUGUUUACACGCCAUUUAUGCAAGGUUUUUUUAAAUUAUUUUUCUAGAUAUUAAUAUAAUUAUAGAAAUUUCUCUCCCGUAAAUGGGAAAUGCAGUACGAUAAUUAAUACACCAGAAGCUGGUCUGUACUUUGAGAUGAAGAAUAAAGAAGAAGAAAUAUUGAGAUAUCUUAUUUAGCACAAGAAAGAAUCACCAGUGGUGCAUAAAGUUGGAGCAUCGUGGUCUAGUGGAUUAGUCUCCGGACUUUGAAACAGAGGGUAGUGGGUUCAAAUCCCAGCCAUGGCGUAGUUUCCUUCCGCAAGGAAUUCAUCCACGGUGUGCUGCACUCAACCCAGGUGAGGUAAAUGGCUACCGGCUGGAAGUAACUCCUCAAAAAGCUGUGUGCACCUGAAUUGGUAGCCUAGCUUAGCCGGGGUAAUGAUAAUAGCAGGGCCCGUUCCCGCUGGGAGAACAGUUUUCGGAACUGAAGUGGCUACCCUGGGUAAAUAUACUGUUGUUAUUAUUAUUAAAAGUUGUGUGUUACUUAUUGAACAUUUUAUGUAUCAGUCCCUUGCUAGUUCUUAAAGUAGUUUGAUUAGAUGCUUUCCAUUACUUGAAAGGAAAGUAUAUUGAAGUUGGAGUAGGCAUUAUAGCUUUCUACACAUGUAAAUGAAACUCCCUUGAAAGAGUUUGGAAUUUGCUGUCAGUCCUUUGUAGUGUGGAACUAUACACAAAUAUUCUGCCCGAACACUUAAGCUGUUUUUUUUUUCUUUGCCAAUUUUUUCAAUGUUAAGGGCAUCUAAAGAGCAAUCCUUGAAGAGUGACCGAAAGCUUCAGUAUCUGUUCUAUCAUGUACCACAGGGUAUGAUGAGUUAUAAUUGUAAAAUAUUGAUAAAUAAAACCCCAGAAUAGACUGUAAUUGCUGUUUAUUCUCAGAGGUGCUUUUCACUGUAUUACUCUCCUAUAUAACAUAAUUAACAUAUGUUUUCACCUUUCCAUACAACUUAAAGGAACGUUUCAGAAUUAAAUAAAACAACCUAAUAACAAUUAUGGUACCACUAUGUUAUAAACUGUCGCUUACCGGUAUAAGGUUUCAUGGUACAGUAGUUACCAUGAUCAUAUGUCUUCAUGAAACAGGGCUCAGCAUUUCCCCUCUCCCUGCAGCCUACAUCUUUUUUUCUAUGACUGUGCAAUAUUUAAUGAUAGCAAGAGGGGAACAAAAUGGAUGGAGAAAUCCAGAUAAUCGUUUGCAUCUUGAGUAAUAGAACUUUAAUAGGAGCAUUAAUCCUUUAAAAGUUCACUUUUUUUGGGGGGGGGGUGGAGAUCUGAUUCAACACUUUAAUCUUAUUUUUUUUGUUUUUUUUUUUCUCUGUGGGGUUUUAGUUUUUACUUUAAAAUUGUUAUUGCCAAGUGUAGAAUUUCCAACAUGACUGUUGUAAACUGUAUCAUUCAAGUUUUAAAAUUAUGUCUAAUCUAAUGUAUAUCUGAUUAUCUGUAUAUUUUGCAUAUUAUACAAUAUAUAUCUUUACACUUACGCCUCAAGUGACAACCUAUGAGAAGUAACACAAAAAUGUUGCCUUUAUUUAUAUGUGGGUGUUUGCUUUUGACAGUAUCAUACACAUAAUAUGCCUCAAUGGGAAUACUUGGUGGUCAAUAACUAGGUAGUUGAUAACACUAGCCACUCAGAAAGUUUUGACUGAUAUGAUAUGUGAUCUUGAGUCAAAUGAAUAGAAUUGGUAGUCACUUUUCACUGAACUGCAGAUUUGUAAGAGUGCCUUGUAUCUUAGGGAAUUCAAUUUGUUUUUGUAGAGUGUGAUAAAUGCCUUGAAACACUGAUCAGACAUAUGUACUGAAACUAAAUUUGUAUUUUACAUGUUUGGAUGUAUUCGCCUACUGUACAGUGUUUACCACGCUUUCUUGUUGUUAUGUAGCAUCAACACAAAUGGAGGAAACUUAAUGGGAAAGAACUUAUUACCUCUCUAUAGACCAUGUUGAUGUUAAAAGCUGUGACUGAAAGUAGUCACAUAUUUAUUAUGGCUUUUUUAGCAGAAACGUUUGUUUUGGCAUUCAUUGUGUGCGUUGGGUACCAGAUCCCUGUAUACUGUGUUGCACAUGGAUGUUUUCUUCUAAGUUUGUGAUUUCAAUGGAAAUAGAAUGAAACUGGACAUUCCUACACAUAAUUCCCAUAUUACUGCAGCUGUAUGCUCCAUGUCGUUCCAGCCUUGAUUUAAGUAAAUUUUGAAGGGGUACUGUAGGUUGAAACUAAAGUAAUUAGAAUUUCAUUAAAUCAACUUUUUUCGAAUUGUAGAUCUUAAUUUAUUAUCUGAUUUUGAUGAACUAUCUUUUUUUUUAUUGGUUCAUUUUUUUUUUCAUCUGGAGAAUCCCUUUAAGGGUAAAGUUAGAUAGCCUUGAAUUUAGUAUGUUUAUUAUUAUUUUUUGUGUACAUAAUCAACAAGAAAUCAUAUUCAGAGAAAUGAACGAUAUUGAAAAUGAUUCCAGCUUCAGUUCUAUCUCAGGUACAUCGGUGAAGAAUUUAGCACUGUCAUAAAUUGCAUGUAUUCAUUUUUUUUCCUUUAAAAACUUGAAAGCUGUACACUGUGAACCCCAAAAUUCAUAUUUGAAAACUUGUUGUUUGUGUUAUUGAUAUUUCAUCAGAGAAAUAUAAGCCAAGUGCUGUACUUAAAGAGAAAUUCCAGUAUUUGCAGUAAACACUGAUUUCAUGAGAAAGUCUGUAAAACAAGGCUUAAUUGUCAGUAUAUCAUCGAGGAUCUAGAUCUGGUACAGUUACAUAAACUGAACUUUGUGAAAUCUUGAAAUCUACGCUGAAAAAUGUUCACACUGAAGAUCACCAACACAGAUAGGCACACGUGGGACAGUGUAUUAUUAUUGCUAAAAUAAAGACCCGACGGAAGUGACCGAAUCCGCGCUUAUUUUGCUUAUUUCUCAGCAAUUACACAAUUUCUUCCAGAAUCCUUUGGCACAUAUUUUUUAUUCAUACAAACAGACACUUAGGUGGUCAUUAUAUUAGAUUCUGUAAAAAGUCAUUUUUAGAUCGUUACCAAAACUGGAAUUUAUCUUUAACUAGCAGUUUGUUUCGACUUGCUGAAUUAUCAUCAUUUCCCCAAAAAUCAAAGGCUGUUUGUGUUUAACCUUGAUAUCUAAAUUCACCUUGAGACUAUGUUUCUUUCUUUUUGACCAAAGAUGGUAUCAUUACUUGGAUAUCAAAUUAGUUGUAGCUUCUAUUUUCAAAUCAUACAUUCACUCAUCCAUUCAGUUCACCCAUGUGCUCAUCCAUUCCUUCAUUCAUCCAUCCAUCCAUCCAAAGUCAUUCGCUUGCUCAUUCAUUCAUUCCUCCACCUAUUACUAUAAUUCAUUCUCUUGCUCAUUCUCUCAUUACUUUUUUUUCAUUAAUUUUGAUAUUGUUUGGUUCACUCAUUCAUUCAUCCAUCAAACCAUUCUUUCUUCUAUUCAUUCACUUAUUCAUUUUAAUAUUAUUUUAUUUUCAGGUCUCCUUUAAUAUGACAAUAACUAACUUGAUGUACAUGUAUGUAUUUUUUUUUUUUUUGCAAAGGAAUGUCCUCUCAAAUUAAGAUAUUUGUGUCCAGAACAUGUAUUCAAACAAGUAUUUGAAAUUGUGUUAGUUUUCUCACUAGUGCAAAUUGUUUGAAAAAUAUAUAUAUAUAUACUGCAAGUCACUUCAUGCAUUUUUAAUUUGAAAUUGUACAUUGUAGCAAAAAUUUUGAGGGCUGGUCAAUGAUUUCCAUAUUGCCUUGCAAUGUUAAAUAUGCAGUCCUUGCAGUGAUAUACCCAGAAUAGUUUUUUUUUUGUUAGAUAAUGAUUUUCUGUUGUGUUGUUGCCCUCUUGUUUUAAAAUCAGAUUGUUUUAUAUACAUGAAUCAAUGUACGAUUAUAAAUUUAUAUCAAAUUAAUUCCUCAGUCAAGAUGUUAUAUUUCUGUUUGUUAUUACCAAUCAAUAUCAUGUGCACAACUCUGUAUAUAUUGUUUAUUUGGUGAUACUGAAAAAUUAAAGCCAAAGAUGAAUACUGAUGUACUUAUA